CAUCAGUAGAGGCACGAGUUCGCUCUGCUCUCGCUGAAGUGUGAACAGUUUCAGCCGCGUAGCGGGACUCAGCGAGACCUGAUGCACAAGUCAAGGCGACGCGCAGCGAACAUGAAGCCGGAUUGGCUCUGACUUUUAAAAGCCCUUUCAUUCAAGAGGCUGUCCGUUCUCAACAUGGCAGAACCGUCGGUUCCAGUACCCCCUCGAAAAAUGGCGUCACUUAGCCGGGUCCGAGCCUUUACUCUGAUUUUCUUAACUGCAAGCAGUUAUUUAAUUACUCCCACAAGUGGCAAGGAAGGAGGGGGAGAGGAGACGGUCAUCAUCGGGCUGAGACUGGAGGACACGGACGACAUUUCCUUCAUGGACAGAGGCUAUCUGCGCAUCAGUGAGAGGUCUCGGGUGAGACUGAGGGUGUACGGGCAAAACAUUAACAACGAGACGUGGUCCAAAAUCGCCUUUACGGAACACGAGAGGAGUCGAGUGAUUGGCAGCAUCUCCUCAGGGGACAACAAGAGUCAGGAGGACACGUCGGGCUUGCACCCCUGCGGCAUCAGGACUUCGGAUAUUCUCAUCUUGCCCAAUAUCAUUUUAAAUCGCAAGACGUCUGGCAUCGUGGAAAUCGACGUCAAGCCUCUGCGAAAGACUGAGAGGAGCAAAGCGUACUACCUGUGCAUCGCCACCUCCACACCUGCCGCGACGGGCGCGCACGACCCGUGGACGGAGAACACGUGGAUCUAUCACGAUGGAGAGGACACCAACGUGAUCGUGGUGGAGGAGAAGAGGUUCCUGCUCCCUUUCUGGCUCCAGGUCAUCUUCAUUUCCAUGUUGCUCUGCCUCUCGGGCAUGUUCAGCGGCUUGAACCUGGGUCUGAUGGCGCUGGAUCCCAUGGAGCUGCAGAUCGUCCAGAACUGCGGGACGGAGAAGGAGAAGAACUACGCCCGGAAGAUCGAGCCCGUCAGGAGCCAAGGAAACUACCUGCUUUGCUCGCUUCUCCUGGGGAAUGUUCUGGUCAACACCACCUUGACCAUCCUGCUGGAUGAUAUCGCCGGGUCUGGAUUGAUAGCUGUAGUGAUGUCCACCAUCGGCAUCGUCAUAUUUGGAGAGAUUGUGCCUCAAGCGAUAUGUUCACGACACGGUCUUGCUGUGGGUGCGAAUACAAUCUUCUUGACCAAAUUCUUCAUGCUGCUCACUUUCCCCGCGUCCUAUCCGGUAAGUAAACUGCUCGAUUAUCUCCUCGGACAGGAGAUUGGCACGGUGUACAACCGAGAGAAGCUCUUGGAGAUGUUGAGGGUCACGGAUCCCUAUAAUGACUUGGUGAAAGAGGAGCUGAACAUCAUUCAGGGCGCGCUGGAGCUCAGGACUAAGACCGUGGAAGAUGUGAUGACCCCUUUGCGCGACUGCUUCAUGAUCGCCGGCGACGCCUCGCUCGAUUUCAACAGCAUGAGCGAGAUCAUGGAGAGCGGCUACACGCGCAUCCCGGUCUUCGAGGGCGACAGGUCUAACAUCGUGGACCUGCUGUUCGUCAAGGACCUUGCGUUUGUGGAUCCCGACGACUGUACCCCGCUGAAGACGAUAACGAAGUUCUACAGCCAUCCCUUACACUUCGUCUUCAACGACACUAAACUCGACGCGAUGCUGGAGGAGUUCAAGAAAGGUAAAUCUCACCUGGCAAUAGUCCAUCGGGUUAACAACGAAGGAGAAGGCGACCCAUUCUAUGAAGUGCUUGGCAUUGUCACCCUGGAGGACGUCAUUGAAGAAAUCAUCAAGUCUGAAAUCCUGGAUGAGACAGACUUAUAUACCGAUAACAAAACAAAAAAGAAAAUCACCCAUCGAGAGAGGAAGCAGGAUUUCUCGGCUUUCAAGCACAUGGACAAUGAAAUGAAGGUUAAAAUAUCACCUCAGCUUCUACUGGCUACUCUGCGUUUCCUAGCAACAGAAGUAGAAGCAUUUAGUCCAAGCCAGAUGUCUGAAAAGAUCCUUCUACGUCUCCUCAAGCACCCCAACGUCAUCCAGGAGCUCAAAUAUAAUGAGAAGAAUAAGAAGGCCAUCGAACAUUACCUCUUCCACCGCAACAAGCCCGUGGACUAUUUCAUCCUCAUUCUGCAGGGGAAGGUGGAGGUGGAGGCGGGGAAGGAGGGAAUGAAGUUUGAAGCUGGGGCUUUCUCCUCGUAUGGGAUGAUGGCUCUCACCGCUACUCCAGAAAACAAAUCGCCCCCUCGGUCAUUUGGAAUGAACCAUUCUGACUCCUUAAAUCGUAGCGAGCGGAUUGAAGCCAUCACACCGUCACUUGGCAGCAGUAACCACCAGCUCAAUGCCUUCUUGCAGAUAUAUGUGCCGGACUAUUCUGUCAGAGCUUUGUCAGACGUACAGUAUAUUAAGGUAACGCGCCAGCAGUAUCAGAACGCCGUCAUGGCAUCACGCAUGGACAAGACGCCACAGUCCUCAGAGAGCGAGUACACCAAAAUCGAAAUGACUUUGACAGAGCUCCAUGACGGAGUGACUGAUGAAACCGCCACUCUGUUCAACCAGACACAGAACUGCGUGGCCCACAACAAGACGAACCACACAGGCCACAGCGAGGGGACCAUCUAGCCCUCAGUGGGGUGGUGGAGCGAAGCAGAUAACAGAACCCUGGAGUUGCUCACCACCCCAAACCUCUGUAAUCUGGUAGUGCAGUACUACCACGGCCUGAGCUUGGGUUGGGUUGACCCAAGGCAAAAUGGGACAGUCCAGUGACCCGAUCCAGUCCCAUUCAUUCAGAUAAACCACAGCGUUUAUGUCCCCCAGACCAAAGAGUUUGGAGGAUGGACGGUUUUUCUCCAGCUACACUCAAACUGCCCCGUGAUGUUCACCAACACAAAAAGAAAUACUCCAGGCAGAUGCUGUAAUAGGGUAAAUCAAAGACUGUUCCAUAUACUGCUUUGAAGGAAACCGUGAACCGUGAAUCAAGAGUAUUCUACUCACAUAUUUAUUUAUUUUGUAUGCGUUUGUACAUACAUGCAUGUCUGAGGAUAUAAUUGUCGGCACAUUGCAAACACCUGUCUGUAAAUUGUGCAUGUGUAUGUGUGUGCCUCUAUGAGUGUCACUGAUAUCAUGCACAUGCUAUAUAUACAGUACAGACCAAAAGUUUGGACACACCUUCUCAUUCAAAGAGUUUUCUUUAUUUUCAUGACUAUGAAAAUUGUAGAUUCACACUGAAGGCCUCAAAACUAUGAAUUAACA
This is a messenger RNA of Carassius auratus (goldfish), 3222 nucleotides long. Its product is annotated as metal transporter CNNM2-like. Gene Ontology annotation, molecular function: magnesium ion transmembrane transporter activity. The transcript is spliced from 7 exons. Gene Ontology annotation, cellular component: plasma membrane. The record is from RefSeq and is a predicted model, not a curated record. The coding region runs from base 175 to 2592 and encodes 805 amino acids. Gene Ontology annotation, biological process: transport; magnesium ion homeostasis. NCBI's taxonomy places the organism in Eukaryota, Metazoa, Chordata, Actinopteri, Cypriniformes, Cyprinidae.